AUGUUGCUUUCUUACAAAAGUUCUGGUUAUGAUUGGCAGAAGGAACUUGGGACAAUAUGUGUAAAGGCAGUGUGGCUUAGGAAAAAAAUCAGAGACGUCCUCAUUGGCCCUAGUAAAUGUUAUCCCAUUCGACAAGCAUACGAGAAGGAGCACAUCCCAGGAGCAGUGCACUUCAGUUUAGAUGCUGCCCAUUAUCCUAGUCAGUACAUUCGCUUCGAUCUUUAUUCACCUGAAGAGUUUGAGAAGUUUGUGCGAUUGUUGGGAAUCAAUGCUGGAGACCAUAUAGUCGUUUAUGCAAGGGGACUUUACGCUGGAAUGUUAUGGGCAUCUCGUGUGUGGUGGCUUUUCAAGUUAUAUGGUCACGAUAAGGUCUCAGUGCUCGAUGGUGGACUAGAUGCUUGGAAAAAAGCUGGCAAAUCAGUAUCCGGGGACGUUACAAGUGUGAAGGUUUGCACUGCUUUUCAAAGUUUUGUAUGUCGAAAAAAAUAA
Strongylus vulgaris is the source of this 489-nucleotide messenger RNA. The record is from the annotation of a GenBank genome assembly. Lineage: Eukaryota; Metazoa; Nematoda; Chromadorea; Rhabditida; Strongylidae.